CAAGUUGUGCAGGAUGUAUGAAUGACAUUGGAGAUGGAGACUAUGUGUCAGCUCUGGGCCAGGAUUGGCAUAAAGACUGCUUUAGGUGUUCGGUGUGCGACGCAGCACUAUCAUCGUGGUACUUCGAAAAGGCGGGGCUACUCUUCUGCCAGCAGGACUACUGGACACGAUACGGGGACACCUGCCAGCAAUGUACACAGGUAAUAACGGGCCCCGUGAUGGCGGCAGGCGAGCACAGGUUCCACCCCGAAUGCUUCCUGUGUCGCGCUUGCGGCAGCCACAUCGAGGACGGGCAGCCCUAUGCGCUCGUCGAGCGAUCCAAUCUUUACUGCGGCGGGUGCUACAGCAGCGCCGUGCGCGGGUCGUCGCCGCGGCCGCACGCCAUCCGCGUGGUGGACGUGCCCGCGGGCGCGCUCACCGUCUCGCCGGCGCACUCCGGCGCGCUCAACGUCUCGCAGAUCGAAGGGGGCUGCAGUCUCCUCGCGCUGCACAUCGGCGACCGCAUCUUGGAGAUCAACGGUGCGCCGGUGCGCGGGCGCCCGUUGCACGACGUGCAGCGCACGCUUAACACGGAACAACUUAUACAGCUAACAAUAGAACACAACCCGGAAACAUCAAACGUUCAGCAGAAACGCGCGGCUAAUACGACGGAAGCCGAAGAAAGAAGCAAGCACGAAACGAAGUCACCCGUCGAAAGAAAAAUACACAAAGAAACAAAACAAAACAUUCCCAAAGAGGACAUUCCAGAGGACAGCGGAGUGAGGAAAGAGAGACUGUUCAAACGAAAAGGAGAAGAGGGAGGCAAAGUGAGAGUGAUUAAGAGGAGACAGACCCCGUCCUCGCCCUUACUAGGAGAAAAGGAGCGGAGUAGCAGCAUGUCAAAGUUACUUGACGUCGUGGACGGCGAGGAGCCCAGUGGCGUUCUCUGCGACUUGAGCCGUGCGCGUUCCUUCCGCGCGCAGCCGGCCCCGGGACAGAAAGUAUUCCGCGCCUGUGACCUGCUGCAGGGCGAGCUGCUGGGCAGCGGUUUCUUCGGGCAGGUGUACAAGGUGACGCACCGCGCCACAGACGAGGUCAUGGUUCUCAAGCAGCUGUACCGCGUCGACGAGGACGCGCAGAGGAACUUCCUCAAGGAGGUGGCGGUGCUAAGGUCGUUGAACCACCCGAACGUGUUACGCUUCAUCGGCGUGCUGUACAAAGACAAGAGAUUGCAUCUUGUCACCGAGUACGUCGCAGGAGGAACAUUGCAUCAACUUAUACAGGACGCGUCGGUGAAGCUGAGCUGGGCGCGGCGCGCGCGACUGGCGCGGGACGUGGCCCGCGGCGUGGGCUACCUGCACCGCAUGAACGUCAUCCACCGCGACCUCAACUCGCACAACUGCCUCGUCCGAGAGGACAAGACCGUGAUCGUGGCGGACUUCGGGCUGGCGCGGAUCGUGCAGCGGACGGCCAGCAACACGCUCGAAAGGAAACGCAACGCGCACUCGACGUUACGCAGGAAGAGAUAUACGGUGGUUGGCAACCCGUACUGGAUGGCUCCAGAGAUGAUGAACGGCAACGUGUACGACGAGAAAGUCGACGUUUUUUCCUACGGCAUCAUACUUUGCGAGAUAAUCGGUCGUGUAUCUGCCGAUCCGGACUUCCUUCCGCGACGAUCCGAUUUCGGCCUGAACGAGACGGUGUUCGUGGAGAAGUUCUGCUGCGCCUCGCUCUGCCCCGAGCCCUUCUACCGCAUCGCCUUCCUGGCCUGUCAUCUCGACCCCGACAAGAGACCACCUUUCGAAGUGAUAGAAAUAUGGCUAGAAAGCUUAGUAAUGCAUUUAUCAAGUCCUGGACCGCUGCCACCAAACCUGUUAGCCGACAUACUGCAAUACACGGAGGGCGCUUCCGAACGCGGUCACGCCACGCCUGAGUGUUGCCAACAUCAGAACAAUAACAUCUUCUGUGCUGCGGACGACAAAUGUUGCCUGUGCACAAAAUGCGGCAGCUGCGACAAGCUGAAACGGUCGCCGAGUAAAGUUUCCAACGUGGAGUUGACUCUGCCUUUGAAUGAAGUCGUCAAGUCGCAGUCCAACGCGGCGCUGCAGCCGGCGCCCGCGCCGUGCGCGCUGGGCAAGUGCGUGUCGGCCAGCCACCUGCCGCGGCCGCCGCGGGCGCUGGGCGGCGCGGGCGCCGUGUCGCGCAGCUCGCACGCGCUCACGCCCGGCUACAUCCUGCGCGCCGACGGCGCCGGCAUCAACAUCACGAAGGUGGACGACAUCUCCGAGUGGCUGGAGCCCCCCGCGCCGCUGAAGCGCUGCAGCCCCGACGCGCAGCUGAACCAGGCGGAGGCGCCCCCGCCGCUGAAGCCGCGCCGCGGCCUCGGCGCGCCCCCGCCGCCCGACCCCCUCCCCGCCUUCCUGCGCAACCAGUCCGUGGAGGGUCUCGAGAGCAAGUACAAGCGCGAAGCGGACGCCCCGCUGCCCUUCUGCCGCCACAUCAGCAUCCCCGACCACUGCGAGGUGCGCGACUCCGACGACUCGGACUCUUCCGACGACGACCCCGACAUGUGCGACUGGUACAGGAACGUCAGCUCCUUCAAGAAGAUCGAGAAGAUGGACGUGGAUCCGGCGAGGAACCUGCUCGCCGGUAUUGUCAAGGAAGGCGAAAAUUUGUUAGGGAAGAAAGCGAGCUACGACGUCGCCGACGUCACGUUGAGGAACCCGGGGGAGAGGAAAAUCCCCGAAGUGGACAGUAGAAGAUUUAACAUUGACCAAUUGACGAAGAGUCCCGUGAUGGCUCAGGGCGUUAAGAACAUUCCGAAGACGUUGGAAGCGCAAAAGGAGCCCGAAAAGACCGGAUUCUUCACUAAGAAACUGUUGUCGCCCAAACUGAGCCGCUUAUUUAAACCGAACACGGCAGAAAUCGUCAGAAAUAAACCGGAAAGUGAGAAGGAAGACAAGCCGGAUAAAUCUAGAAGUAAGUUCUUCAUUCAGCGGCCGGCGUCGCCUAGUAAUCUUCGCCGGUCGUCGUAUAAAGUCAGGCCUGUAGACGAAACCGACAAAAAAAUUCGACAAGAUAAAAAACAAGACAAUAAUUUGCUAAAAAGCGACUUGAAACUUGCGAGUAUGGGGAAACCGAUGACUCCGAUAUUCCGGAGGCACGUGCCGAGUGAAAGACCCGAUUUCGCAGACGGGAGAUUCAGCUACAGAGAAAGAAGGUCGAAAUGCGAUCUCAAAGUCCCCGAGCCAAAAUUCAUAGACGUAGGUCGCAACAGAAUCAAGGCUCCAGUAAACGUAGAUAAGACCAAACUAGCUCCUUUGAUACGGAGCUCGCCUAUGAAUAACAUUCCUGCUUUAGCCACCGUCCCUGAGAAAAAACUAGAAUCUAUUAAAAACAAAGAUGUAGUAAAGAAACGCGAACCAGGCAUUUCGCGUAAUAACUAUGUGAGUUUGGCGAAUUUGAAGAUAAAUAGUAAAAAAGACUUAGAGAAGACUGUCGACGACAAGUCGCUAGACGCAAUGAACGUUAGCUCACCCCUCGAGCGAAUUAUUUAGAAUAGAUUUGACAGUGGUUGACCAAGCUUUGAGAAACACGUCGCCACGCCGAUAUCACCAGGCUAAUUGUAGGAUACAUUCGACUUGGGUUUGAUCUCAAACGAAUUUAUAGAACGUGUUUCAAUGUUGCGAACUCACUCAAAACGUGAAAUCUCAAGGUCAUCCAUAAAUGUCACCGCCUUAAUAUUAAGUAUACUCUUGCCACGUUGAAACAUGUAGUUGAUAUACAAUUGUUGAUUUCUUGUUUGUACUUAUCACGUAUACUUAAUUGUAAGUGGACCUUGCCAACUUUUAUACAUUGUGUUUGCAAGGAAUAUGGUUCUAUAAAGUUGUUGCUGCUAAAAAGUCAACAUUGUAAUAAUUGCUGCCAAUUCUGUAAAUUAAAUUUAAAUGGUGCAUACAGUCACAUCUGUCUCCCAUGAUUCCAUGGGUAUACACAGGGAACACAGUUCUGACAUGCCUUUCGCUCUUUUCAAUCGUAUCUAGCGGACAGUACACUUUCCGUUCUAUAAACAAUGUAAUCGUUGGCAAAGUCCAUUGGAAAGCGUUUUAGAUUGUCGCUGAGACUUUUUUAUAUAGUGCUUGCGAGUUGUAGUGUUAAAAUCCUAGGAGAUUUUAAGGUAAUAGCUCGGAUUAGAGCACGUAAAAUACGCCUAGCCGUUCAUUAUACUGCCCUUACUUGUCAUUUUUAGUCGAGUCACAAAAAUUUAUUGACAUAAUAUUCUAUUCCCCUGUUCCCUUGAAGUAUAGAGCACUCAACCUCAACCAUGCACAUUAAUGUAAUAACCAAAUUUUUUUAUUUAAAUAAACUUAAUUAUGACGUUUUUGGUGGUUCAACGGCUUGCGCGGUUUGAGGAGUUCCCGGGUUCGAUUCCUCGUAGGACGAAUUUGAGGGAUUGUUACUGAUAUUGCCCCAAAGCGAAUUCCGUUGCUCCGGUACUCAUUGGUUUACCUGUUUCAAGACCAAGGGAUUAUUAUUAUUAAAUUGAUCUUUUAUAAAACAAAUCUAACUAAAACACGGUUAAAUGACAAGUGUUGAAAUAUCCGUUUUAAAUAGCAUACGAUAGAGCUCUAAAUUCUCUAAAACAGUUAAAGUCAGUUAACGUGUUGGACAUAUUUUCUUAAAUUAACCUAAUGGUGCAUAGCUGUAUAAGAAAUGCAUUCUCGUGACCUUUUUUGGCUACGGGAACCGCUUCGAAUAAUUUGCUGCUGGCGCUCGUGUCCUCUCACGUGACUUUAGUUAGCGGACGGCAGUGUAAUGGUCAAAAUUGAAUACUAAAUUGUAAAAUUACACGUAAAUGCUCCAGUACGCGUCAAUACGUUGACAUUACCCUUGUGGGUGAUACGUAGUAGACCUUUAGAUGUGUUUGAAAUUUGUGUGAAUUAGACAAUUUUUAAACCAGUUGCUUCAUUUUGAUGAGAUAAUUGUUAAAAGUUGAAAUGUUAUGGCUGCUGUACACUCGAGAGUGCGAGAGUGUAGAGGAAAGCACUCGGAUGUCUCGGUCUCCCUCGCAAUGUCUCGGUAUCUCUCGCCGGCUCUCGGCAUGUCGUGCAAAAAAAAGAGAGCGUCGCCUUACACUCACACAUCAGUGGAGCUUCAUUUCACUAAAGUAUAAUACACUCACAAAUCUUUGAAUGUAUCCUUCGGAGGAAGGGAACCAGGUAUCCCAAAAGCUGACACACAGCCAGGUAACUUCCGUGCCCUAUUUCAAUGCAUUCACCAUCUCCGUUCAUCGCCACAUUUAGAUUUUUUUCUCUCGCGAGAAUUAUCGGCGAGAGCACUCUGAGUGUACAGUCGCGAUUAGAGUUCACCAUAUUUUUAUGCGUUAGGAUGACAGGGAAAUAUUCUUCGCACACAAGAAUCUCUUCAAUUACGACGCGUCUCUGAAUGGUGAACAUUCCCUUUAGUCGUAAGUGCUUGUUGAUAUUUUGGGUGCUUAUUUGAUAUUCGACGGUGUUGUAGCGUGGCGGUGCCUUCCUGCAAGACUGCGAACGCUUUGUCAAUUUAUUCGCGUAGCAUUUCGACACGGUUAUACAAAUGUUAUUUUCAAUUUUAGUAUACACUUUUAUAAUUAGAUUUUUAGAUAAAUUACAUAAUUAUUAUAAAAGAAAUAUUAUCGAUUUUUAUAAAAAAUCCUCUCAGGUGAUUUCUAGUUUGUAUUCCAUUGUGAACAGUGCCAUUUAUAAAGAUUUUUAUAUUAAUAAGCCUUAUCGGGAAAUAACACAUCUUUUUGAAACAAUUAUCAGGAUAACAAUGUGUUAUUUUGGGAUAAAACUGUACAUUUGUUACCUAAGAAUUAUAUUUCCAAACAAAUUUUAAAAAAUUACUACUCAUAAUCGAUUUAGAGAUAAGAUGUAGGAUUUAAGUUUGGACAAUAUUUUAACUGAAUUAAUUUAUUAACAUUCGAAUUUAAUUUUAAAUAAUUUUUUUAAAGUCUGAAUUUUAUAUUUUGGUUUCACAGAGUGCCAUUAUGAAAGGUAUUUAUAAACCUCUCGGUUCGAAAAUAAUUUUUAGAUCUGGCAAAACAAAUCUCUACGUAUUAUUUAAUUUGUGCUCAUGUUUUUACCUUAUCUGUGAUACAUUUCGUUUGUAAUGAUGCAAUAAUAACGAGUAUUAUAGGUGUCUGAUAGUUUAAACGUUCUACUAUGUUUGGGGUGAAUGUCGCGAAAAGAAAUUUAAAUGUUCAACAUACUCCCUUACUUAAGUUUAUUUUUUUCAUACAUAAAAUUAUGUAACAUUUUACUACGGCUCUCUAAACGAUAGAAAAAUAUUUUUAAAAAGACAAUUUUUUAUAUUAUGUUGGCCACAUUUACCCUAUAUAUUAGCUAUUGUAUGUACAUUGUAUUUUAGAGCUAUAUUUCCAAUAACGUUUAGUUGUGAAUGGUGUUAACACACUAACAGCAAUAACAACGAUCUUUCCGUCGGCGCAUUCCACGUAUUGUAUCCUUUUACUUUGUCUGUAAGUACAAAUGAAUAAAGGAAUAU
Molecule: messenger RNA, 6522 nt
Organism: Hyposmocoma kahamanoa
Lineage: Eukaryota; Metazoa; Arthropoda; Insecta; Lepidoptera; Cosmopterigidae
Gene: LIMK1
Product: LIM domain kinase 1
Exons: 16
Coding region: 18-3536 (1172 amino acids)
Biological process (GO): actin cytoskeleton organization; protein phosphorylation
Cellular component (GO): nucleus; cytoplasm
Molecular function (GO): protein serine/threonine kinase activity; ATP binding; protein binding
Source: RefSeq, a predicted model, not a curated record